AUGGAGCCGAUACGGCCAGCGCAGCGGCUGGAGCGCCCGCCCCUGCCGCCCCUCUCGCCACAGCGACACGACGGUAUCGAUGAGGAGGACGAGGAAGACGAGUCGGACGUGUCGACCGAGCUCGAGAGUGAAGUGCUGAGCCAGCACUUCAAGAGCCUUCCCUGGCCCUUUCCCGCGGUGAACGUGCCGCUGGGCAUCUCGCCGAGUGCGUCGAUGCGACGCGGCGUAUCGCCCUUGGCGAGUGAUCAGCAAACGUGCAUGUCUGGCUCGUCCUUGACGGCGUGGUCUGGCGCGCAGGUCAUCUGCGGCGGUGGCGCCGGUGCGGCCUGGGCGUCAGGGCUCGGCCUCAACAAGUUUGACAAGCUGCGCGUGUCGCCCCGCAGCGGCGCCGGCGGGGCCUCGCCACGCGCCGGUGCCGGUGCAGCCGGCAAAGGCCUGGCCACCCCCACGGCUGUGGCGCGCCCUGUGACAACUACCACAAGCGAAACUACCGCCCCCAUUGCAACGGUAACAUUGUCGAAGUCCGAGCUGACGUCUGAAAAUUUGGACCGGCUGCGUGAGACUCGAGCCAUGUCGGAUGCGCUGCCGGUAGCGCACUGGAAAGCGAGUACACAGACGGCAAGGGUGUCUCCGCCGGCGGUCAUCGCGGUCAGCCGAGCGCGUAGUGACUGCGCUGCUGGGGCGGGUGGCACACGAAUGACGCGCGCGGCGGCACUGCUGAAGCAGCAGCCAGUGCUAGCACGGCAGCCGAGACAGCGCAGCGCCAAUAGUGGCGGUGCUCGUGCGAUAGCCGAUGUACCAGCACGCGCAUCACCGACGGCGACGGCGGCGAAGUGCGACAACGGUCUCAAUACAAGCGGGGACGGGCCACGGGAGGGGCAGGGCGCCACUGUAGGGGGAACGCCCACAACGAGCUCGACCUCGCCUCUCGCUGUGGCACAGGGCGGCGAGCACAGCCACCUUGACGAACCCACUACAUUGCGUGCGGAGGAAAAGAACGACAACAACGGAUGUCGCGGAGCCACGAGCGGCGCUGGAGCGGCCGUCGCAACGGACACUCAGCUUCCUCCCGCCGCCUCGCCACUAGCGAGGGCGUCGUCCCCACGCAUAUCGCAUACUAGGAGGAAGAGGGAUAAUGUCCCCUCGCCGCUGAAGCGCCAGCGCCUCGCCUCUGCGAAGAAUCGCUAUCAGGGUCAGAUCUUGCUGCUCGAGGACUGCACGGAGACCAGUGGUGACGCAACAAGCCCGUGGCCAGUACGACAGCGAGCGCCGAGGUCUGUCACACCGGCUGGUGCGACCAACGCCGGUGCUCACACUUGCGCUACUAGCAGCGUUGUGCCUGCGACUCGUGCGACUUUAUCGACGUCAUCGGACACUAAGAAGAGCGUGCCGGGAACGAUAUCACCAUGCAUGACAAGUGGGCGCGGUGUCCAGGUUGCACGGCGCAUCUCUGUCACGGCGCCGGCCGCUCACAGCGGGAUGCUGUCGCCUCCAAGUAUUUCUCCGUUUGAGAAGGAAGCCGGCCAAGAGAGCAGUGAGGCGGUGCGCGGGACGAACCAUCUGCCCUCGUUUGGCCUUUCCAAGGAGGAGAAUGACCAGGCUGCCGCUGAUAUCGACGACUCGCGGGCUAGCUGUAGCACGCACACAAUGUCGCCGGAGAAUGCGCGGCAACACGUUGUGCACCCACCGAGGUCGCCGCAGACCUGCCCGGGUGUUCCCACACCCAUCUCAGAGAAAGCGGGUCGUGACGGGCACGGAGCAGACCUCAGGAGUGUUGAUCAGCGCGAAGACGAGGCUGAAGAGCGUGAGAAAAGAGGUGACGGUGCGCUGCCGACGCCGGUGCACACGUAUCAGGCGACGUCGUUGUUGACUAGUACCAGCACCACCACCUUUUCGCGCCCGCCGCUUCUGUCGCUCACCGCCAUUGGCGUUACAUCCGCCACGUCGGGGGUUCUUCGGUCUGUGACGCAGACAUCUCCGAGGCGAUCCGCCGCUCUCCAGAGAAUCACCUUGCCACACCAGCCGCAGCAGCAGGUGCGCCCCGCCGUCAUCAUUUCUUCCGCCAGCACGACCGAGUUGCCCCCGUCUCGCACACCGCUAACCGCCGUAACGACCACCUCGCCCGGAAAUACUGGCGACUCGCACAUCAGCGUAUCACAGGCGUCUCGGCUGGAUUCAUCGCGGCGCAGCACCGUCAGGACAGGAACUAUGAGGCACAGCACCUCAUGUGACACGCGUAUGCCGUCCUCGGCCGAUUGCCUGCCGAGCGUCGGCAGCACGCAGCCGCCGCUGUCGGUGCGCACCCCCGACGGUGAUGGAGCACUGCGUUGGCGACUGACCACAAGCAGCCGCACAUCCAGCGCCGGUGCCUCUGACCAACGCGCGCGCAGCGGUCGUGCUCAGAGCACCGAGUCCAUCUCCUACGACUCUACGCCGUCUUUGCUACACGAGGCAUGCACGCCGGCCGCGGCGGUAGCGCACAGCAGUGCACCGGUCCCGUCGUCUCACAGCGGAUCGAAGCCGCCAGCGACGUUCUUCAGCUUGGAGGGGCAGACUGGUACAACCCGGCUGAACGGCAACCAUGUUGGCAGCAGCAGCAACACGGCGGCCACGCCGACCAAUCCCACCACGAUCGUUCCAGCGGUUCCCGCGCCUGCGACGGCAUCGUCGGUGCGCGCCCGUCGCACCUACAACGCUGACAAGCAGCAGACUGAGGCAAGUGGCCCGGCGGCAGUGGAACUCGCCACACCGUCACCCGCCACCAUUGCUGCUGGCAGCGAGCGGAGCGGCAGAGGAUCUUCCGUGCAAGCCGCCACGCGUGUGCGCCGUACGCCAGCUCCAGGACGGCAGUUGAGCGGGGGGGAUCGCAUCAACCUCGCACACCUGCGCGCCUCGCAACCGUUGCACCUUGGCAGUGCUACAUCCACUUCCUUAGAGGUGAGCAGUACGGUGGCACGUGCGCCGCGUGAUCGGCCUGGCACAUUAACACCGCUGGACGGCUGUGUGGGUCACUCACCUUUGCAGGCCACUGGCGCCGCUGGAAGCGGCACCGCUGCUGCGAUGCUGCCUAUGAAGGCGGGUGCUUCGGUGCCUCUCAACACGGCCGCUGUUGCACCCGGGCAAUGA
Molecule: messenger RNA, 3126 nt
Organism: Leishmania major strain Friedlin
Lineage: Eukaryota; Euglenozoa; Kinetoplastea; Trypanosomatida; Trypanosomatidae
Exons: 1
Coding region: 1-3126 (1041 amino acids)
Source: RefSeq, a predicted model, not a curated record